Molecule: messenger RNA, 2837 nt
Organism: Trifolium pratense (red clover)
Lineage: Eukaryota; Viridiplantae; Streptophyta; Magnoliopsida; Fabales; Fabaceae
Product: probable zinc transporter protein DDB_G0291141
Exons: 1
Coding region: 119-2740 (873 amino acids)
Biological process (GO): intracellular zinc ion homeostasis; transmembrane transport; zinc ion transport
Cellular component (GO): membrane; Golgi apparatus
Molecular function (GO): zinc ion transmembrane transporter activity
Source: RefSeq, a predicted model, not a curated record
GACCAAUAAAACACAAGUUUGCAUCUCAUUGACGUGUCAUUUCUUCAUAUGUGAAAAUUCAGCUCAAAAAAGUGCUGAAAUCAAACACUAUCACUGUUCCUCUUCAUUUUUUUCCACGAUGACCGAUUUUCACCAUCACCACCACCAACAUCGACCGCACCGCCUCUCUGUACCACCGCGAACCACCACUCAGAACCCAUAUUCCACUUUCCCAUAUUCAUCAUCAUCAACCCUAACCCUAACUCCAACACCAACCCCUUCCAAAUCCAAACACCGUCUUUCAUCAUUCUCUUUCAAUUCCAAAUCAAAUCCCAAAUCAAUUUCAUUCAUUUUCCUCCUUCUUUUCUCUCUUCGUUCUCUCUAUUCCCUUUUCCCUUUCCUUCGUUCUUCUUCCCCUUCAUUUUCUCUCUUCCCUUUUUCCUUCCUCGUUUCCCUUCUUUCCUUUUUCCUUACCCUCACUUUUUCCCUCUUUUCCUUUCAAUUUUCAUCUUCAAAAGAUCCUUUUUUUAAAUCCAAACAACAAUCGCUCUUCAAUUUUCAUUCAAUCCCACACUCUCAACAGAGAAUUUUGAUUUCAAAAUCGAUUCUUUUAGCUCUUGUGUUUCUGUUACGGUUUUCAGCUCUUCGAUACUGCGGUACUGCCGCGAUGAUUAUUGCAGAAUUCAUGGGAACCGUGACAGCUCGUUGCUUCCGAAGAAAUCGGAGAAAUGGCUGGUCUGAGAUUCGCGGUUUUGUUUCGUUGUUUUUAGGGUUGUUUAUGUUGUCUUUUGGUUGGGAUAGGAUUGAGUGUUUUCCUUUUGGUGGAAAUGAGGAUAAUUGUGUUAGGGUUUGGCAAUUGUUGCUUCCAUUUAUUUCUGGAUUUCUUGCUUGUUAUGAACAAUGUGUUUCUGUUGAUAAUUAUGGGAGUUUUAAGCAAUUGGAUCGGAAACGGGUUCGGUUGAUUACACUGUUUUUUACUACAGUUGUGCUUUUUGUUCCUGCUGUGAUUAGUUAUUUUGUUUAUGAAGCUGGUGAAGAUAGUGUUUCUUUUGGGAAUUUGGCUUGGCCUUUGGCGAAUACUGUUGUUUUCGGUGUGCUCUUGAGUGAGAAUUGUUUUAGUGGCGGCGAUGAUUUGGUGAGUUUCAAAGACUCUAAAAGAGAGUUUUUGGUGAUGUUUAUGUGUACCUUAAUAUUGGAACUUUUUUAUUAUCCUAAUAUUUCACUUUGGGGUUUGUUGAUUUGUGGUUUGUUGCUCUAUGUGGCUGUUAGAGAUUUGGAUCCUUUUGAUUCUCAUGAUAUUGGGUUUGAAAAUGAGUCUUCGCAGUUUUUAAGUGAAAUGGUUAUGAAGCCUAUUAGGCAUAUAUUAAGUGAGAGGAAAUCUAGAAAAAUUGCACUUUUUCUUUUGAUCAAUGCUGCUUAUAUGGUUGUAGAGUUUGUUGCCGGGUUUAUGAGCAAUAGUCUUGGGCUAAUAUCGGAUGCGUGUCACAUGUUGUUUGAUUGUGCUGCUUUGGCAAUUGGGUUGUAUGCUUCAUAUAUAUCUCGUUUGCCUGCGAAUAACCACUAUAACUAUGGCCGAGGAAGAUUUGAGGUUCUAUCGGGAUAUACUAAUGCUGUUUUUCUCGUUCUUGUUGGAGCGUUGAUAGUGGUGGAGUCCUUUGAGAGGAUAUUGGAUCCUCAAGAGAUUUCGACUAAUAGUUUGUUGGUUGUUUCUGUAGGAGGGCUUGUAGUCAAUGUUAUUGGUUUGAUAUUUUUUCAUGAGGAGCAUCAUCAUGCUCAUGGAAUGUCUGGUGGAUCAUGCUCACAUUCGCAUCCGCACUCGGAGUUACAUAAUCAUCACUCUCACCAUCAUCAUGAAAAACAUGAAAGCAACCAAGAAUUCAUUUCUAUUUCAAGUGAUUGCCAAGAUAGUUCAUGCUCCGGCGAUCUUGGACAUCACAACCAUUCUGGUCAUGAGAGGAAAGUUGACUCUCUUGUAGAUAAUCACAGCAUUCAGAGCUUUAAGCGUCACAACGAUGAUGCCCGGCAGCAUGACCACCAUGAACACGCUCAUGAUCAUCAUCACCACACCGGUCACCAUGACCAUUCCCAACAGCAUGACCACCAUGAACACACUCAUGACCAUCAUCACAACACCGGUCACCAUGACCAUGCCCAACAGCAUGACCAUAAUCACCAUGCCGGCCACCAUGACCACAGUGAUUGUCAUGAUCACAAUCAUCACCAUGACCAUCCGCACCAUGAUGGUCAUCACCAUCAUGGUGCUGACCACCAUAGGACUCAUGAUGCUUCACCUGUUCACCAAAAGCAAAGUCACCGCCAUAUCGAUCACAAUAUGGAAGGGAUAUUCUUACAUGUUCUUGCAGACACAUUGGGGAGUGUUGGUGUUGUUAUAUCUACACUACUAAUCAAGUACAAGGGAUGGCUUAUUGCUGAUCCAGCCUGCUCAAUUUUCAUUUCAAUUUUAAUUGUAUCCUCUGUGAUACCUUUACUCAGAAACUCAGCCGAAGUUUUGCUCCAAAGAGUUCCAAGGGCACAUGAGCAUGAUCUGAAAGAUUCCUUGGCCAAUAUUUUGAAGAUAAAGGGUGUUUACGGCAUUCAAAAGUUCCAUUCAUGGAGCUUCACAAACACUGAUAUAGUAGGGACACUGCAUCUGCAUGUGUCAACCGAUACCGACAAGAUAUUCGUGAAGUCUCAGGUUUCACAUCUAUUACACGAUGCUGGAAUAAAAGAUUUAACUUUGCAGGUAGAAUCUGUUAGAUAAUAUUGUUUAGAGAUAGUUCUUGUCAGCAUCUUUGAUUACCGAUUACACAGACACUAUUUGAAACAGAGAUCAAACUUUCUGAUCAUUGCCGUUGGAA